Molecule: messenger RNA, 1886 nt
Organism: Daldinia vernicosa
Lineage: Eukaryota; Fungi; Ascomycota; Sordariomycetes; Xylariales; Hypoxylaceae
Product: NAD(P)-binding protein
Exons: 1
Coding region: 76-1560 (494 amino acids)
Biological process (GO): steroid biosynthetic process
Molecular function (GO): 3-beta-hydroxy-Delta5-steroid dehydrogenase (NAD+) activity
Source: RefSeq, a predicted model, not a curated record
CUCAGCUUUCCGCGGGGCAGUAUUCUUACUUAUUCAUUUGAUGCAGACAGGAUCGCGAGAAGAAAGAAUAGUGAAAUGGAUGCUACGGGGAAGCAGACACUGUAUACCGCGAUCGCGACGCUUCUCGUAAUUGGCAUCGCUUGGGUAUGGAAACUCAACAGCGCGUUGAAACAGACGCCACCGGAAGUGUUAGCUGUUUCCCCACGCCGCUGGACGGAGCAAGAGAUCAAAGAUACCUACCGACGCAUUGAGGCCAACCCAAUCGACUGGAGUAAACAACUCCCGCCGCAGCUGAACCGUCGUUAUAUUGUCACGGGCGGUUGCGGCGGAGUCGGCGGUCAAAUCGUCCUACACCUGCUUGCCCGCGGCCAGUCUCCCGAGAGCAUCCGAAUCGUCGAUUUCCAAAAACCGGUCCGACCUGAUAUGACAACGGGCUCUGCUGCUCUGGUUGACUUCGCACAGGCCGACAUCACAUCGCCACCCGCGACGUUCGCGGCAUUUAAUAAGCCAUGGCCCAAGAGCGUUGCCCAUCUUCCACUUACUGUCUUCCAUACGGCUGCUAUCAUCCAAGCAUCGGAGCGCUCGCUAAAGACUUAUGAGCGCGUAAAGCGCGUCAAUGUAGACGGUGUGCGAAAUGUCUUAGACGCAUCGAAGCAAGCCGGUGCUGACGUCUUCGUAUCGACGUCGUCCGCCUCGGUCGCCUACAUGCCCGUCAAGUACUGGAACAAUCCAUUCCGGCGCUGGCCUGAGAACUAUUGGCAAGUACUCGACGACUCUGAUUUUGACCGACCGUUGCGACCGCAUGCGCAAUUCUUCAGCAACUACGCGCACGCAAAGGCGACCGCUGAACGCCUUAUCUCCGAGGCCAACAACUCCGAUUUCCGCACGGGGCUCGUGCGCCCCGCGAACGGUAUCUAUGGUAGCAGUCACGGCGACCAGAUCGUUGGGCUAUGUUUGAGGGCUGGUACGUUCCCGAGUUGGACGAGGAAUAUUAUCCAAAACUUCGUGCACGCCGGAAAUGUGUCGUUGGCGCAUUUACUUUUCGAGGCAGCGCUCUUGAGAGAUGAGAAGGUAAUGCCUAAGUGUGCCGGCCGCGCGUUUACCGUUACGGACCCUGGACCACCGCCCAUGUAUGAGGAUGUCUACGGGUUAUUACGAGCCACGGUCACGGCCAACACGGCACCUAUCAAGGUCAUGUACCUACAACCUGGGAUCAUGUUAUUUCUCGCACAUAUCAUUGAGUGGUUUGACCUAGCAAGCCGGACGCCGGUCCUCGGAUGGAUAGUACCGCGACCCAAGGGCGAACUAGCGAAGUUACAACCGGCCAUUUUCACUGCCUGCUCGCAUCUGCUAGCAUCAAAUGAGGGUGCGGGACGAAGCGUCGACGAGGGCGGGAUCGGGUACCGACCUGUCUAUAACACGAUAGAGGGAAUUUGUCAACAAGUUUUAGAGUGGAAUAUCGAGCACCAGGAUUCAGCGAAACAAGGACCUCAAAGCGGCGCAGAGACUCUCGUAAAAGAGAUUAAAAACGUAGGCGUGCCUACUGCUGUUGGUGCUUGAGCGUACAGCUAUGUUACUCUACCACCUACAAAGCGGUGCUUCUUGAUUGUCUACCUAAGUUAUAUAUCUUUUAUAGGGUAUUAAACUCCUUUACCCCCAAAAGCCCUACACAGAAGAGCUUAUUCGAACGUAUGGAUGCUACAGAUUUAGCAACUGAGCAGUAUUAAUGAUAGUACAUCGUUCUAGUGAAGCUACGCUAUAGUUAUUUUCGAAUAACUUGCAUGUUUUUUUCCAACGAGUCGUUUAAAACUAGAUUACAAAGCACGUCUCUAAACGAUGACAUUGUUCAACCCUGUUCUUGAUGCUAUAUGUAAAUAGGUAGCCGC